Pristis pectinata (smalltooth sawfish) is the source of this 1300-nucleotide messenger RNA. RefSeq names its product E3 ubiquitin-protein ligase RNF186-like. The transcript has a single exon. Gene Ontology annotation, molecular function: ubiquitin protein ligase activity. NCBI's taxonomy places the organism in Eukaryota, Metazoa, Chordata, Chondrichthyes, Rhinopristiformes, Pristidae. The record is from RefSeq and is a predicted model, not a curated record. The coding region runs from base 14 to 679 and encodes 221 amino acids. Gene Ontology annotation, biological process: protein ubiquitination.
UGCGGAGUGUUGGAUGCAAACCACCAACCCAAGUAUGGAGAAGAAGGUUGUUGGAAGUGCCUCGGGCUCAGAGCUUGACUGCCCAAUUUGCUUUAACAAGUACGAACCUUUCAUCCGAAAGCCUAAACUCCUGACCUGCCAGCACUGCUUCUGCGCGAUCUGCCUGAAGAUCAUGGUGUCACUUAAGGACGGCUCUUGGGUGGUCUCCUGCCCGCUCUGCAGGCGCUUCACGCUGGUGUUAGAUGCACUGAUCAGCAACCUCCCGGACAAUACAAGCCUGAUGGAGCUGCUGCCGAGGAGGAUGUCCGCCUUCCCAGAAUCUAUCCCUGAGGUUGUCCUGUCACCACAUUUGCUGCUGCAGACCCGUCCUAGCACUUUCACCCUGCUCACGCAUAUCAAUAACUCCAACAGCUCUGCAGACAAUGAAGAUGAACGCUUAAGGAUUCGGGUCACCGCGUCUGCCAUCAGGCGCUUUCUGGUGACCAUGGUCUUCUUCCUGAUCCUCUUGUAUGGACUUCAAUACUUCUUCAGGAACUCUACCAUGAUCUGGAUCCUCGGCAUAAUGACUGUUCUGUGUGCAUUGACGGGACUGGUUCUUCUAUAUAUCACCUGCCAGAACACCAGGAGCGGGGAGUCCAGGAGAAACUGGAACCCCCUGUCCUUCCUCUCAUGCCGCUGACCCCAUGGAAACAUUUCAUUGUUCCCAUUAUAAAGUUUCGCAAGUCAAAUAUUCGUCCUUUUAAAACCACGCUAUGCAUUUUUAUUGUAACAGUAAUGGGAUUUUAGAUGAAGUUGUCACUUGUGGAUAUCGGCCAAGGAUCCAAAAGUCGAAUCAGAACACUCCUCAGAAGACGGCCGUUCGGCCCAGCGAGACUGGGCUAGCUUUCGAAGACAAACGCCCCCCUCUCUUUCCCCACCUCCCUCCAUGUUUUUCUCCUUCAAGGGUUUAUCGAUGUUUCAUAGAGGUAGAUAUGUAACUGUCAUUUGAACCGCAAGGUACUACAUUAGUUUGGACAGAAUAUUAAUGUUAGCAAUGUCUCCUACAGUUAAGGAGGGUGCCCAUUGUGGUGGCCUGUCAAUUGUCGUCCUUAACAAAAGAGACUGCCUGGAAUCUGCGUUUAGUGACCUUACUGGACUGAGUCGAAAGUGAGAUCCAAGCCAACUCCCUCACCAAUUUUCCAUCCUAUGAUGAACUUUGUUCAAGUUUAUUGCAGAAGGCUGUGUCCGGAUAACAGGAGCCAAGGUCAUCUUGUACAUGAAUGUUUAUAGCCUUAAAUGUUGUUACGUGCAAGAAACAUGA